AUGUCCUUGCCAGAUCUCUAUUCCCCCAUCUCCACAAACUCUCUGAGACGUAUGCAUACACAUGAACCCUCUCCUACAGGGAUCUUUAUCCCUUGCCUUAUAGCAAGCAGAGAGAAGAAGAAGGUGGAGAAACGCUUUCUUCAUGUUUUUAGAAAACACACCCUGUUCUGCACAUACAGGUUGGAGCCUAAACUGAUAUUUCACAACAUGGCUUCUCACCACAAGCCAAAGCUCUCAAAACCGCUCAAGACUCUUCAACGAAGAAGGGAAACAAAAGCAGUGGAGUUGCUUAAAAACCAGAAACCUGGUAACAGUUGA
Arabis nemorensis is the source of this 318-nucleotide messenger RNA. The record is from the annotation of a GenBank genome assembly. NCBI's taxonomy places the organism in Eukaryota, Viridiplantae, Streptophyta, Magnoliopsida, Brassicales, Brassicaceae.